GCCUGGGAGACUGGCGGAAGUCCGUGGGCGAGGGGAUCCCGCAGUGCAGGAGCCGCGCGGCCGUGGGGCGCGGUGGCCUGGCCGAGGCUGCUUGGCUUCUUCCGAAGAUGACGCGCUUCGCCUUGACCGUGGUCCGGCAUGGAGAGACAAGAUUGAACAAGGAGAAAAUACUUCAAGGACAAGGAGUGGAUGAACCACUUUCCGAAACGGGAUUCCAGCAGGCGGCGGCUGCGGGUGCCUUUCUGCACGCCGUGAGGUUUUCACAUGCUUUCUCCAGCGAUCUCACCAGGACCAAACAGACUAUGCAUGGUAUUUUGGAGAAAAGCAAAUUCUGCAAAGACAUGACAGUGAAAUAUGAUUCCAGACUUCGAGAAAGGAAGUACGGGGUUGCGGAAGGCAAGGCCCUCAGUGAGCUCCGGGCAAUGGCCAAGGCGGCUGGCGAAGAAUGCCCUUCCUUCACGCCUCCUGGAGGCGAGACGCUGGAUGAGGUGAAAACGCGUGGGAAAGACUUCUUUGACUCUCUCUGUCAGCUCGUGCUGGAAGAAGCGAGUCAGAGAGAGCAGGUUCACGAACCAGGGGCGCCCAGCCUGGAAGCCUCUCUGGCCGAGAGGUUCCCUUGGGCAGCAGCGCACGGGCCUGCCUGCAGCCAGGGCCAGGGUGGCAGUGAUGCUCCCGGCCUGGCAGCCAGCGUCCUGGUCGUGAGUCACGGGGCGUUCAUGAGGAGCCUGUUCGGGUACUUCCUGACGGACCUCCAGUGCUCCGUGCCGGCUGCUCUGAGCAAAGCCGAGCUCACGUCGGUCAGUCCCAACACGGGCAUGAGCCUCUUCUUCGUGGACUUGGAGGAGGGAAGAGACGCCAGGCCGGCCGUGCAGUGCGUCUGCAUGAACCUUCAGGAUCACCUCAACGGACCGGGCGACACCCACUAGGGUGCCCGCCUCCCUCGCGGCCUCGUGCCUUGCGCGUUCUUGCUUCAUUUCUGUCCUCUGCUCUGGCUGCUGGGCGGAGCUGCGCAGCGGGCUCCGGGGCUCCA
Ochotona curzoniae (black-lipped pika) is the source of this 1030-nucleotide messenger RNA. It is a transcript of the gene TIGAR, whose product is annotated as TP53 induced glycolysis regulatory phosphatase. Gene Ontology annotation, cellular component: cytosol. The coding region runs from base 108 to 926 and encodes 272 amino acids. Gene Ontology annotation, biological process: fructose 1,6-bisphosphate metabolic process; negative regulation of glycolytic process; negative regulation of programmed cell death. Gene Ontology annotation, molecular function: fructose-2,6-bisphosphate 2-phosphatase activity. NCBI's taxonomy places the organism in Eukaryota, Metazoa, Chordata, Mammalia, Lagomorpha, Ochotonidae. The transcript has 6 exons. The record is from RefSeq and is a predicted model, not a curated record.